Molecule: messenger RNA, 432 nt
Organism: Echinostoma caproni
Lineage: Eukaryota; Metazoa; Platyhelminthes; Trematoda; Plagiorchiida; Echinostomatidae
Source: the annotation of a GenBank genome assembly
AUGAAUCAACACGUAUUCCUCCCUAACCUUUCCUUAGAUUGCGCCCAUAUUCGGGAACUUCAUACCGCUGGGGACAGUGGUGAUGCAUCAAAUGCCGUAAAUCAAACAUCUCGAACAGCGUUUUCCAGGAAGGCUGCCGAAUACCCAGUGAUUACCAAUGUACAGCGCCAGUGUCGAAAACUUCGAAGCCUCUUAGGUCAAAGUUUGGCUGCCUUUCUAUCCACUUCUGCUGGAGGCCCGUACGCCCUUCGUCGUCUGUUGGCAGGCGAUGUGAAGCAGUUGUUUCGGCGUUCAGCUUGUGGUCAGCUGAAUGAACACCCACGACAGCAACUUGAACACGAUUUGCCCGACCCGGAUCCGGCGUCUGGUCUGAAACGGAAUCGGGUAAAAGGAGGUUACAUUGUCACUUCCUAUCUCACCAUUGAUUCGUAA